This is a messenger RNA of Syngnathus typhle (broad-nosed pipefish), 3529 nucleotides long. RefSeq names its product CEA cell adhesion molecule 1 (gene ceacam1). The transcript is spliced from 13 exons. The record is from RefSeq and is a predicted model, not a curated record. NCBI's taxonomy places the organism in Eukaryota, Metazoa, Chordata, Actinopteri, Syngnathiformes, Syngnathidae. The coding region runs from base 145 to 3237 and encodes 1030 amino acids.
CAAAACAGGGCGUGGUGGCUUUGUGGCGGCAGCGUUGAGCAUUUGCAUCAACACAAAGUCGUGCACAGCAAAUAUUUGCUAUCAAGGCAGCGAGCAGGAUUGGUCAUCAAUUAGUUUUGCUAAGAAGGCCUUGGGGAACGCAUCAUGUUAGUGUGUCUCAUCCUCAUAUCGCUAUUUUCCUGCUCAGCAGAUCGUGCGCAAGGUCAAGGAAUAUCCGCCUCGGAGAACCCAAUAGCAGUGGGGAAGAAUGUCACCCUUUUCAGCCAGAACCAAGUUAACACGGGCGCGUGGCUCUUCAACAAUAACCUGGUGGUCAUCAUAUUCCCUGGCGGAGCGGUUACCGCCUCCAACUGGACGGGCAGGGUGGUGUUCAACGCCACCACCUCAGCGUUGACGGUGAUGUCGCUCGGGCUGGGGGAGUCCGGGACUUACACGCUCCAAGAUGUGGGUUCCUCCGCUUCACAGUUAGUGCUGUCGGUUCAAGAACCUAUUUCGGGUGCGACAAUGUCCGCAAAUGGCACCGACCUGGUGGAGUUCAAUGACACGGUGGCGCUCACCUGCGCUGUGCUCACGGGCACUUCCCUGUCCUUCACGUGGCUCAACAACACGGCCGAGGUGACGCCCGGAGAAUACGUGCACUUCAGCCAUGACGGCUCCGUGCUCACCCUCAGCAAAGUGACACGCUACGACGAGGGCCCGUUCAGGUGUAACGUGACCAACGGCAUUAGCCAGGGAAUCACCUCGUCUGCACAAUUCAACAUCAGCUAUGGACCCACAAACGCCGCCGUGUCAGUCUCGCCCCCGGUGCACACCCACAUCACGGGCUCAGACAUUACCCUGACUUGCUCGGCCGAGUCCAAACCCCCUGCGACGAUCCAGUGGAUGUUGGAUGGGAUGAACCUCAACCACAGCGGGGCACUUCUUGAGCUACCAAUGGUUGCAGAGAACCACUCGGGGGACUACCAGUGUCUCCUGCACAACUCUGUCACGUCCAGGUUCAGCAGUGUGAGCUCAAUGAUCAGGAUCAUGGCGCCAAUAACGGCCGUCGCGGUGAACCACACGGGUGGAGUGGCGGUGGCCGAGGUGGCCUUCACCCUCAACUGUCACGUGACCGGAGAGGCAGAAGUCAUCUAUUGGAUAAAGAAUGGCAACCUGGUGUCCGCUGACAAUACCACCAUCUUUGAUGUGGAGAACCGGACGCUGACUCUGAACCCGGUCCAGCUCUCCGAUGCUGGCCAGUACACGUGUCAUGCUUUCAAUGCAGUGAGCAACAUGACCAGCAGUCCCUAUACUCUGGAAGUCUUCUACGGCCCACAGACGCCAGUGAUUACAGGACCCUCCAUGGCCCUGACUGGAAACCAGGUUCUCCUCAAUUGUUCCAGCAGCUCGCAUCCUCCAAGCGUGUACAGCUGGCACUUCAACGAAACCAAGGUGGCUGACACCUCCGAAUACCUGACCGGCCCGCUGGCGCUCAACAUGAGCGAGACAUACACUUGCACAGCCUUCAACAAUGUCACCGGGAAAAACAGCACCGCGUAUCACACGCUCACUGUUUUGGCUCCGGUGCACAUGGCCUCGGUAAUGGCGGGGGGUGCAAACCCAAUCCUGAACCACACGUUCAACCUCACCUGCGAGACCGUAGGAAGCGUGAAGUCUAUCACCUGGACGAAAGACGGAGCCCCGCUGUACACGGAUGGCAACACGAGCCUCUCCUGGAACAACAGCACCCUCACCUUUGAGCCUGUGUUGUUGUCCCACAACGGCAAUUACACGUGCAAUGCUUCUAACCCUCUCAGCAGCUUCACCACUGAAAAUUAUACCCUCAACGUCAUAUAUGGACCCGGAAUGCCUAAUGUCACGUCGCCCAACGUGACGCUGGAAGGAAGCAACGUCACACUCAGCUGCAGCGCCUCAUCGUACCCGCUCAGUCAGUACACGUGGUCCUUCAAUGGGACGAAUGUGGCCAACACCUCUAUGUACGAGACAACUGCUCUCAGCACCAACAUGAGCGGGACGUAUACCUGCACGGCCCGCAACACUGUCACUGGCUACAACACCUCGGCCCAUACUGUGCUAACCGUUCUCGAGCACAUCAAAUAUGUCCACAUAAAUGUGUCCGUGCAUCCUCCCGUGGAAGGGUACGCUUACAUGUUGAUGUGCAACGUGUCCGGGCCCGCUGACCAUGUGUUGUGGCAAAAGAACGGAGAGCCGCUGAUCACCGACGCCAGGAUCACCAUGUCCUCCGAUAACCAGACAGUCACGUUCAACGAGCUGCACCGUAAUGAUUCCGGACAGUACCAUUGUUGGGCUUUCAAUCCGGUUCAACACAUGCUAAGCCCUCCUCACUUGCUUCUUGUCAACUUUGGACCGGAGACGCCGAUGGUUUACGGUCCACCCGUGGCCGUGGAGGGACAGUCGGUAAACUUCAGCUGCUCGGCAGUGUCGUUGCCCGAUAGUCACUUCAGCUGGUGGCACAACAUCACCUUGGUCGCGAACAGCUCCAUGUUUGUGACACCUCCUCUGACGCUUAACAUGACUGGACAAUACACCUGCAUGGCCCGCAAUCCCGUGUCAGGAAAGAACGUCACCAGAACCCUGAUGCUCCACGUUAUUGAGGACAUCAAGUCAGUGAAGGUGCAGAACGACACGAUUCCCAUCGACGGCGACAACUUCACGUUGACGUGCGUAGUGGACGGGCCGUACACGUCCAUCCAGUGGAGGAAAAACGGCACAGAGCUGGCGGCAAACUGGUCUGCUACCAACCACUCCCAAUACCACAUGGAAGAAAACAAGCUUCACUUCACACCCUUGACACGCUACGAGGACGGCACGUACGAGUGUAUCGCCAGCAAUCUGGUCGGGUCUCACAAAAGCCCCGCGUACGAGCUCCUGGUCAACUAUGGCCCCCUCAGCGUGACUAUUUUGGGUCCAGAGUUGUCCAAAGAACUCUUCACCGUUACCAUCAAGUGCGUGGCAGAUUCGCGGCCAGAAAGCGAGUACGAGUGGUUCCUAAAUGACAUCCCCUCAUCGGCCGUUGCCUCGAGCAGCGUCAUCCAAAUUCCAUUGCUGGAGUCCAACUACACGUGCAAGGCGACCAACCCCGUCACCAACAUCAGCAUGUCGCGCAGCAAGUUAAUCACCCCUUUUGGUUCUGCUUCUGCCCUCCAGUCCAUAUCGCACAAAUAUCUGGUGAUCAUAAGUGCUUUGAUCGUGUCUGUCCAGGCUCUCUUCCACUGAGUAGUGCCAAAUCAUUUGCAGCAUUCCGUCAUUGGUCAGCUCGGAAAGGCGGCGGAGACAUCAUCUGUUAUUCUUCAUUUUCGUUUUUGACGGCAGCACUUUGUGAUUAUUGCUGUCACUGCACUGGAACGUGCUUAUCCUACUUUCAAAGUGGUACCAUUGCCAACAAUCAACUCUUGCACUUUUGGCCAAAGUCGUGUGAGAUCAAACCAUAUGAUGUGUGUUUAGACUUUAUCAGGCGUUGACUUGUAGUAUUUUUUGUGAAAUCAAUAAAACUUGGAAGACUGGUUGA